Talpa occidentalis (Iberian mole) is the source of this 3137-nucleotide messenger RNA. RefSeq names its product nectin cell adhesion molecule 4 (gene NECTIN4). NCBI's taxonomy places the organism in Eukaryota, Metazoa, Chordata, Mammalia, Eulipotyphla, Talpidae. Bases 86 to 1618 code for a protein of 510 amino acids. Gene Ontology annotation, cellular component: adherens junction. The record is from RefSeq and is a predicted model, not a curated record. Gene Ontology annotation, biological process: heterophilic cell-cell adhesion; homophilic cell-cell adhesion; symbiont entry into host cell. The transcript is spliced from 9 exons.
UUGGUGCCCUCCCAGCUCUAGAGCCGGCUCCCAGGGAGAACGCGGUGGAACUUCAGAAACACUGGGCAGCCCUGUCUUUCAACUGAUGGCCCUGUCCCUGGGAGCCGAGAUGUGGGGGCCUGAGGCCUGGCUGCUGCUGCUGCUGCUCCUGGCGUCCUUUACAGGCCGGUGCCGGGCAGGCGAGCUGGAGACCUCAGACGUAGUGACCGUGGUGCUGGGCCAGGAUGCCAAGCUGCCCUGCUUCUACCGAGGGGACCCGGGCGAGCAGGUGGGCCAGGUGGCGUGGGCACGAGUGGAUGCGAGCGAGGGCGUCCGGGAGCUGGCGCUGCUGCACUCCAAAUAUGGGCUGCACGUGAGUGAGGCCUACGAGGGUCGCGUGGAGCAGCCGGCGCCCCCACGAAGCCCUCUGGAUGGAGCGGUGCUGCUGCGCAAUGCGGUGCAGGCGGAUGAGGGCGAGUAUGAGUGUCGCGUUAGCACCUUCCCUGCAGGCAGCUUCCAGGCGCGGCUGCGGCUUCGCGUUCUGGUGCCUCCCCUGCCCUCACUGAAUCCUGGUCCAGCGCUAGAAGAGGGCCAGGGCCUGACUCUGGCAGCCUCCUGCACAGCAGAGGGCAGCCCGGCCCCCAGCGUGACUUGGGACACAGAGGUCAAGGGCACGACGUCCAGUCGUUCCUUCAAGCACUCCCGCUCAGCAGCUGUCACCUCAGAGUUCCACCUGGUGCCCAGUCGCAGCAUGAACAGGCAGCCACUUACCUGCGUGGUGUCCCAUCCUGGCCUGCUCCAGGACCAAAGGAUCACCCACAUCCUCCAUGUGGCCUUCCUUGCUGAGGCCUCCGUGAGGGGACUUGAAGACCAGAAGCAGUGGCAAGUGGGCAAAGAAGGAGCCACACUCAAGUGUCUGAGUGAAGGGCAGCCUCCGCCCACAUACAACUGGACACGGCUGGACGGGCCUCUGCCCAGUGGGGUUCGAGCAGAAGGGGACACCCUGGGCUUUCCCCCACUGACCACUGAGCACAGCGGCACCUAUGUCUGCCACGUCAGCAAUGAGCUAUCCUCUAGAGAUUCUCAGGUCACUGUGGAUGUUGUUGAUCCUCAGGAUUCCCAUGUGCAGCAGUUGGACCUGGUGUCAGCCUCUGUGGUGGUGGUGGGCGUCAUUGCUGCACUCCUGUUCUGCCUCCUGGUGGUGGUGAUUGUGCUCAUGUCCCGAUACCAUCGGCGCAAGGCCCAGCAGAUGACCCAGAAAUAUGAGGAGGAGCUGACCCUGACCAGGGAAAACUCUAUCCGGAGACUGCACUCCCAUCACUCAGAUCCCAGGAGCCAGCCGGAGGAGAGUGUAGGGCUGAGAGCCGAGGGCCACCCUGAUAGUCUCAAGGACAACAGUAGCUGCUCUGUGAUGAGUGAAGAGCCAGAGGGUCGCAGCUACUCCACGCUGACCACCGUGCGAGAGAUUGAAACGCAGACAGAGCUGCUGUCUCCAGGCUCUGGGCGGACAGAUGAAGAGGAAGACCGGGAUGAAGGCAUCAAACAGGCCAUGAAUCAUUUUGUUCAGGAGAAUGGGACCCUUCGGGCCAAGCCCACGGGCAAUGGCAUCUACAUCAAUGGGCGCGGGCACCUGGUCUGACCCAGGCCUACCUCCCUCCCUGGCUCCUUUUGCCGACACUGUGGAUUUCCGCUCAUCUCGGGGAGGAGGGGAGCCUCCCUAAACAUCCUAUUGCUUGAGGAAGAUGCUCCCCAUCCCCACUGACUGCUCGACCUUUUUCUCCAACCCUUCUGUUCAGUGAUGGAAGGGCUCCCCUGGCUGAGUCCCUCCCAUGUGUGUGCAGGUCACUGUGUAUGCCUGUGGUAUGUGAGUGUCGCUGGCUGUGUGUGUGUGGAGGGGUGAGUGUGCCGUGGUGUGUGUCAGAGUCCAGUGAACUGUGCAUGUGAGCCAUCUGAUGCUGGUGGCUGGGGAACAACGUGGGACUGGUUUGUGUGUGGCGUGGCCGAGCGUGUGUGGUGUGGCUGUGUGACCUCUGCCUGAAACGCAGGUGUUUUCCUCAGACCCCAGAGCAGUAUUAAUAAUGCAGAGGUUGGAGGAGAGAGGUGGAGACUAUGGGCCAGACCCAGGUUGCAGGCAGAGCUGGAGCUGGAAUCUGGCCUCCUGAGUGGGGAGCGGGGCUCCCACCACCCAGGGGCAUUGGGGUGAGUGUGAAGCAGCCCUAAGGGUUCUGCCAGAGGCUGGAACUGUUACAGAAGAAACCCUCUGCCCUCUGGUGGCCUUGGGACCUGCUGCAUGUACAUAUUUUUUGUAAAUAAACCUCCACAGGGGAGCUCUUUAAGAUAUACUGCUCCAGAUCUUUCAAUAAGAGAAGGAAAAAAACUAAAACAAACAAACAAACAAACAAAAAAACUUGUGAUUUAUCUGGAGUACUGAAAGUCGAGCCAACACAGGACUUUGGCGCAGCCAGAGCUUGCUUAGAUCCCACCCAGGGGCUUGAUUCCUGGUUGAGAAAGAUGCUGUUCUAAGGCUCCUUAAUCUAGGCAGCCUCUUCGGAGGGAUCCAGAAAGUUGGUGGAUCAGAACCAUGGGUGUGAGACUGGUUGUUGGCUAAGGGACGGUAGGUUGAAUCCUUGACCCUGCUGUUCCUUAACACUCCCCCUGACCUCAUCUCUUUACUCUGUGGUAUCCACCGUUGUUUGUAGUCCCUUGGGAGUUGCUGGAACUGGGUGGCAAGGGGUCCUGCUUGAGUUGUGGUGUAGGGAGAGAGAAGUGGUGAUUACGGACAUUGGGAGGGUGGGCGUUCAUGAAGGUGAAGGAGCUGUUGGGGGCAAGAACGUCUCCUUUCCUACAGAGGUUCUGGGUCACUAACUCAGGCUAUUCUGGCAAUUUCUCUGGGUGGGCUGGUACUUGAGAAGGCCCAUUUUUGCCUAGCCCAGCCAAAUACACUCCGUCAGCAUCCCUAGGCUUAGUGCCCAAAUCCUGCUUGGCCUGAAAACUGCUGUAUUUUUGGACCAAAGGAGAGAUUCCCAUUCCUGGAUCCCUGGCCAGCCCAGGGCUUUGGAGGGGCAGCCUGGAGAUCCUGGGUACUGGUGUGUACAUUUUGUGUAAAUAUGUGCAUAUUUGUACAUAAAAUGAUACUCUGUUUUUAAAUAAACAGAUAA